This is a messenger RNA of Telopea speciosissima, 848 nucleotides long. RefSeq names its product two-component response regulator ARR5-like. Gene Ontology annotation, biological process: cytokinin-activated signaling pathway; phosphorelay signal transduction system. Bases 6 to 698 code for a protein of 230 amino acids. NCBI's taxonomy places the organism in Eukaryota, Viridiplantae, Streptophyta, Magnoliopsida, Proteales, Proteaceae. The record is from RefSeq and is a predicted model, not a curated record. The transcript has 4 exons.
UUGCAAUGGCAAGCAGCGAUGUGCUUCCACAGAUUACUGUACCGGAGAUGAAUGAGUUCUUUGAUCCUUCGUCACCGGAUUCUCAAGAACUACAUGUCCUUGCCGUUGACGAUAGUCUCGUCGAUCGUAAAGUAAUCGAACGGUUGCUCAAGAUCUCCUCUUGUAAAGUGACGGCUGUAGAUAGUGGAACCAGAGCUCUUCAAUUUCUUGGAUUGGAUGGGGAGAAGAGUUCCGAGGGAUUCAAUGAUUUGAAGGUCAAUAUGAUAAUAACGGAUUACUGUAUGCCUGGAAUGAACGGAUAUGAGUUGCUGAAGAAAAUCAAGGAAUCUUCGACUUUCAGAGAAAUUCCAGUGGUGAUUAUGUCGUCGGAAAACGUCUUGCCUCGAAUCGAUAGGUGUUUGGAAGAAGGAGCAGAGGAAUUUAUUGUGAAACCUGUAAAGCUUUCUGACGUGAAACGAUUAAAAAAUUAUCUAACGAGAGUUGGUGGUGGAGGUGAAACCGAUGCAAAAUGGAUCCAACAAAGUCACAAGAGAAAGUUACAAGAUGCCACUACCACAGAUCUAUCAUCAUUAUCAUCGUCUCCUUCAUCUUCACCGUCAUCUUCGCCGACCUCCAUGUCGACGACAUCACCACCAUUACCGUCGUCGCCGGAAUCUCCUUCAAGACGACUUAGAAUUAACCCCGAUUGUGAAUCAUGACUCUUAGCCUGCAACUUUUCAUAUUUUACUCAAAUUUUUUCGUUACUUGGAGAAGAAUUUUAUUAUCUUCUCUUUUUUUUUUUUUUUUUUUUUGUGUGGAUUAGACUUUUGUUGGUGUACAUCACAAGAUAAUUGAUACUGAUUUACUAC